UUUCUUUCUCCAUCUGGACGAGCCCUAAGAGUUAAGCUGUGGUGUAACGAUAGUAUACAAUUCUGUUAUUGCGACUGAAUUUUGCCAAUCGAGAUAAGCUCCAACAGAACAUUUUUAUAGUAAUUAGACGGAUAUGAGAAUACGGAUUACCUCGGGAAGGCUGACGCUAUCGGUUGUUCUACUGUUGUACGGAGAUCUUGUGGCGGGAAACGAGGGAAUAUGUAAGACAAAGCUGAGUCAUGACGUUUAUUUCCCUUUAAACAAUCUUUCGUGCCCAGAAGAUGUCUCGGAUAACAAAUCAUUCAUCAUCGAGCGAUACAGACCAGCGAAAAAAUCUUGCACAUCAAACUUCGACACACCAGAUGUCUUGGUAUUUACUGUCGCUUCCAAUGAGACGGAUGGCUUUCGAAGGUACUUGAGAUCCACCGAUGUCUACGGAUUUCGUGAUAAAUUAAACAUCCUUGGCCUGGGCGAACCCUGGAAAGGCGGUAAUGUUGUGAAAUAUGCCGGCGGUGGAUACAAAAUUAAUCUCCUCAGGAAAGCCUUGAAGGAUCAUCAGAACGAUGAAACGAAGAUCAUCUUGUUCACUGAUAGUUACGACGUUAUAUUUCUCGGUGAUCUGUCUUCUAUUGUCGAGCGGUUCCUGGCUACCAACGCUCGAGUCUUAUUCUCUGCGGAGGCAUAUUGUUGGCCGGACAAAUCCCUGGCGGCUCAGUAUCCGCCCGUAUCGAGGGGCAAACGAUACCUGAACUCCGGUAGUUUCAUCGGUUACGCGUCUGACGUGUACAAGAUCCUGGACACUGCACCUAUCAAGAACGAGGACGACGAUCAGUUGUUCUACACAACUGUGUAUCUGAACGAGGAGCUCAGGAUACGGCAUAAGAUCAAGCUGGAUCACAAAUCCGAGAUAUUUCAGAAUCUCUUUGGUGCAGUAGCCGACGUGGAGCUCAGGUUCAAGGGGGAGGAAGCUUAUCUCCAGAAUAUCGUCUAUAACACAGUUCCCCUGGUACUUCACGGUAACGGGUAUAGUAAGCUGGUCUUAAAUUCUUUGGGCAAUUAUCUGGCCCGCGCCUGGACGCCGGACGAGGGAUGUCUGGCGUGCUGGGACCGAACUAUCGAGCUUGACAAGACCAAGCCGGAAACAUAUCCAGUCAUCUUAAUAGCCGUCUUCAUCGAGCGUCCCACGCCAUUCCUGGAAGAAUUCUUCCGAGAUAUCUAUCACCAAUUCUAUCCCAAGACGAAGCUACAUCUGUUUGUUCACAACAACGUGCCCUAUCAUGAGGAUGUGGUGGGCGACUUCUUCGAGAAGGUCGGCCAGGAAUACCUAAGCGCGAAACAGAUAUUGCCGAGCGACAGUGUCAGCGAGGUUGACGCGAGAAGGUUGGCAAUGGAGCAUUGCUUGUUGAAGGAGUGUUCCGGGUAUUUGUCGAUCGACUCGGUCGCGCAUCUGACUAACGAGUUUACAUUGAAGUUGCUAGUAGAGCAGCAGAGAGGGAUUAUCGCACCCCUACUCAUACGACCGUUCAAAGCGUGGAGCAACUUCUGGGGCGCCAUAACGGAUGAUGGAUUUUAUGCGCGAAGCUUUGACUACAUGGAGAUAAUUAAGAACGAACGCAGGGGACUGUGGAACGUGCCAUUCGUCAGUAACUGCUACUUGAUCAACGCGACGAUCAUAGCGAGCAAGGUGACCCGGCCAACCUAUGAGCAUGGCGACCUGGACACGGAGAUGGCAUUUGCCCACGGAAACCGGCAGCGUGGUCUGUUCAUGUACGUCAGCAACCGGCUCGAGUUCGGCCACCUGGUCGAUCCUGAUACCUAUAACAUUCAACUCACCUAUCCGGACAUGUAUCAAAUCAUAGACAACAAAUUGGACUGGGAAAGAAGGUACAUCCAUCCAAAUUACAGCGAGAACUUCAAUCCCGACAAGAAACCGAUACAGCCGUGCCCAGAUGUCUAUUGGUUUCCCAUUGUUAAUCUCAGGUUCACCAAGGAGCUCGUAGGAAUCGUGGAGACCUACGGACAAUGGUCGGACGGAACUAAUCAGGAUUCUCGACUGGACACCGGAUACGAAGCGGUACCGACCCGUGAUAUUCACAUGACUCAAGUCGGUCUCCACGACGCCUGGUUAAAGUUUCUAAAAGAUUAUGUCAAUCCAUUGCAAGAGCAUGUCUUUACAGGAUACAACGAUUACCCACCACGAUCCCUUAUGAAUUUCGUCGUAAGGUAUCGUCCGGACGAGCAACCAUCCCUGAGGCCGCAUCACGACUCCUCUACCUACACCAUUAAUAUCGCCCUGAAUCAAGCGGGAGUGGAUUACGAAGGUGGUGGAUGCAGGUUCAUCCGAUACAACUGCUCAGUCACCGAUACGAAGCCAGGUUGGAUGCUGAUGCACCCUGGAAGACUGACACACUAUCACGAGGGACUGCGAGUGACCGCGGGCACGCGUUACAUUAUGAUCUCUUUCGUAGAUCCGUGAUAGAAUCUCCUACUGUAAAUUUCUGUAAAUUAUCGGACUGCGACUGUAUUAAAAAUGUACUGCCACCGUAUGACAAAGAAUAUCAAAAGGAAAAGGUAGCACGCGGUAUCAAAGAAAAAUAUAAUCUUACAUUUCGACGUGUUCAUUGUUGUCGACUAGAAACGUCAAUUGCCACUGAUGGACUGAAUAGUGCAUUUAACAGAGAAAUGUAAAAACUGCUUAAUCAAUGUAUUAUUUUUGUACUCCGAUGUAUAAGUGCACACCUCGUGUUUCUCAUAAUUAAAAAUAUUGCCAAUUUAUAAGAGAUGACAAAACUGGAAUAUAUAUCUAUAUAUUGCGCAAUAUUCGUUGAUAUCUAAAUUCACAAAUUCUUUCAAAAUAUACAUGAACAGAUUAAUUAUAAAAUUUAUAAUAAUAAAUGUUACUAAAUAUGA
Messenger RNA from Solenopsis invicta (red fire ant), 2910 nucleotides. It is a transcript of the gene Plod, whose product is annotated as procollagen-lysine,2-oxoglutarate 5-dioxygenase. Gene Ontology annotation, biological process: peptidyl-lysine hydroxylation. Gene Ontology annotation, cellular component: endoplasmic reticulum. Gene Ontology annotation, molecular function: L-ascorbic acid binding; procollagen-lysine 5-dioxygenase activity; iron ion binding. Bases 134 to 2476 code for a protein of 780 amino acids. The transcript has 9 exons. NCBI's taxonomy places the organism in Eukaryota, Metazoa, Arthropoda, Insecta, Hymenoptera, Formicidae. The record is from RefSeq and is a predicted model, not a curated record.